Molecule: messenger RNA, 252 nt
Organism: Aspergillus melleus
Lineage: Eukaryota; Fungi; Ascomycota; Eurotiomycetes; Eurotiales; Aspergillaceae
Gene: LSM5
Product: RNA-binding protein LSM5
Exons: 6
Coding region: 1-252 (83 amino acids)
Biological process (GO): mRNA splicing, via spliceosome
Cellular component (GO): Lsm1-7-Pat1 complex; U4/U6 x U5 tri-snRNP complex; U6 snRNP
Molecular function (GO): RNA binding
Source: RefSeq, a predicted model, not a curated record
AUGGCGUCGCAACUUCUUCCCCUAGAAUUGAUUGACAAGUGUGUCGGCUCGAGGAUUUGGGUCAUCAUGAAGAAUGACAAGGAAUUCUCCGGCACUUUGCUCGGUUUCGAUGACUACGUCAACAUGGUGUUGGAAGACGUGACCGAGUUCGAUUAUACCGGAUCCCAAGUCAAGCUCCCCAAAAUCUUGCUCAACGGGAAUAACGUUUGCAUGUUGAUUCCGGGUGGCGAAGGGCCGGUUGGUAGCGCAUAA